UCAAUUUCUUUUAAAAUUAUGGAACGACAUGAACAGUGAGAAUUCGUAUAGCAGAUCUUAUAUGUUUGCGAUUGAAGUCUACUAGUUAAAAAAAAAAAGGCAGCUCGGUGCACUAAGCUCCCGCUAUCCACGUGGUCCGGCGAAGGGACAGACCACAAGAUCCUGUUGUACGCAGUCUUAACUUGCAAUUUUGCAAGAAGCUGUUUCCACAGCUCGAACCCGUGACUUCCUGAUCACAUAGUAACAAUAUUACCAGUUACGCCAAGGCUCUCCUUCUGAAGCAUACUAGUUAUUGUAAUAUUUAGGUACAAAAAAGGACAGCCCCAUGCACGAAGCAUCCUGCGGUCAUGUCGGAUGGGGGAAGGAUUGCACCCUAAUUAAGGGGUGUAACGUAGGCUGCCUAAAUAUUAGUGGUUUGAUUCCACGGCUCAAACUCUUGAGUUCUACUGAAUGUUAUGGAAGUGAUGCAACACAGUUUCCUUCAAGCAACUUCUUUGCAGCAGCUGGGGAAGGGAUUUGGGACAAUGGAGCUGCUUGUGGUAGACAGUAUUUGAUCAGUUGCAUUAACUCAGUAUUACCUAGAGCUUGUAAACAUGUAGAAACAAUUCAGAUAAAGAUCGUUGACCGGGCACAAACUGCACUCUCUAAGCCUACUAAGGAAGGCACAACCAUGGUCCUUUCUAAUGCAGCUCUUACUGCCAUUGCUGAUCCAAAUGCACCUUCCCUCAAUAUUGAUUUCCGACAGGUCUAGAAAUUAAUGUUGCUGCAGGAUUUGGGAGUCAUAUUCUCUACAUUUCAAGAAUCUGACUAAUUAUCUUUGGCAUUCUAGAAUGAUUCAUUGAUAAAUCCGUCAGGUUUUAUUAGUCAUUUGACUAAUUAUAGGUUGAUCUGAUGGAUCGAGAAAUUUGUCAAUGUGAACGAACAAAAUAUGAUUGAUUAACCACUUUUUUAGAAAACUAGACACCUUCAUCUGCAGGCAAAUGUCUUUAUCUUAUUUAUCCUUGAGAUUAUAUGUUUUUUAUUAUUAAAUAGAUAGAUUCUAGAAUAUUCAUUUACGAUAAAUGGUCUCUGUCCAUGUAUUCGAUCAAGAGUAUUUCCAUAGAAGUAGUGCAAGUUUGUAAAUAUUUGACAUUUCAAAUUCGAAUAGUUUAUUCGUCUUCAAAUAGCUUGUUCGAUCUA
Messenger RNA from Nicotiana tabacum (common tobacco), 1179 nucleotides. The record is from RefSeq and is a predicted model, not a curated record. Lineage: Eukaryota; Viridiplantae; Streptophyta; Magnoliopsida; Solanales; Solanaceae.